Messenger RNA from Nothobranchius furzeri (turquoise killifish), 1683 nucleotides. Its product is annotated as V-set domain containing T-cell activation inhibitor 1. NCBI's taxonomy places the organism in Eukaryota, Metazoa, Chordata, Actinopteri, Cyprinodontiformes, Nothobranchiidae. Gene Ontology annotation, molecular function: signaling receptor binding. The record is from RefSeq and is a predicted model, not a curated record. Gene Ontology annotation, biological process: T cell receptor signaling pathway; regulation of cytokine production. Gene Ontology annotation, cellular component: external side of plasma membrane.
CCCGCCCCCUGAGUGUAAACUGACUUACACCGGAAAACCGAAAGUAUCACACACACAACAGCGAUCGGUUGUUUACACUUGAUAAUCUAAACAAGUCCUCUCGCUGUUGUUGUGAUUUCAUAUCUUCUGAUUUAACAUGAUGACGUUUCUUCGUCUCUCUGCCGGAUAUUUAUUCUUCCUCCUCUUCGUCUCGGCUGGUUGUCCAGCUCCAGCAGAUCCAAUAGUGAAAAUAAUCGCCUUUGCAAAUGAAACGGCCAUCUUGCCCUGUCACAUUGACCCCAGUGACGACCUUCCUACAGUGGAGUGGUCCAAGGAAAACAUCUCUCCAAACAUCACCUUCCUGUAUCGGGGCUGUGAGACCUUCGCAGAGAAGAAUCCGCUCUUCCGCGACAGGACAAACAUUCAGUUGGACAAAGUGAAAGACGGUGAUCUGUCUCAGAUUAUCCACGACGUGCGGCUGUCUGAUGCAGGCGUGUACCGGUGCUUGACCAGGACAGAAAGGCAGGUGCAGGUUGAAGCAACGCUGGAGCUUUUUGUAGUUUCCGUGUCUAAGCCAAAGCUCACGUUUGUUCCUGCUGAUGAUGGAGUGAUGCUUCAGUGCACGGCAGAGUGCUGGUUCCCAGAGCCUCAGGUUCAGUUUCUGGAUGACCGAGGAUCAGAGAUUGAAGCUAAAGAAUCACAAAGAGUUGAAGACCCAACAGGAUGCUUCACCAUCACUAGGACUGUGGCUCUAAAGGUUGACACCAGCAGUGUGACCUGCAAAGUUCAAGAAACGCAGUCAAACGUAACAAGGAAGACUCAUCUUCAUAUUCCAGGUAGCUGUAUGUCAUCCUGCACUAAUGCGUGUGUAAUCACUGGAGCAGUCACUUUUGUGGUCACUGGUGUUUGUGUUUUGCUCAUGCUUUGUGGAAAUGCUGUUUGUGGAUGUUGGAUCAAAAAGUUGACAAAAGAGCAGACAAUCUACAACCUAAAUGCAGAAAUCAGUUACUUCACAUCCAAGCUGGAACCUGCUCCUCAAUGUGGCCAACCUCCUAGCACCUCCAUCUCAACACCUCCCAGCACCAACCAAGAGGACCAACUCCCUCAGAGCAUCACACUAAAACCAGCAGCUUCAUCCACAAGCAUCCACCGAGAAUCUGAUCAUAAAUCCAAGGUGAAAGAUUCCCAACAAGCAGUUCCAAAACACCCAGCACCUGGUCCCAAGGUGAAGGAGAACAACCCCAAAAGUGCUGCUUUUCCUUUCCCAAAGGGCGGUGCUGCACCUUCCAGUCCUCAUCCACCUCCCAUACCAGAAGGAAGUACCUGUUCCCGUUCUCUGAGUUUUUCUGGUCCCUAUUCCAGCAGUGGCCGGCUUCUCCGUAGACCUAGCAUGUCUAACCGCUACAGUGUUCUGGUAAAUUUAACUGAAGAUAAAGAGUCGCUGUUAAAGUAGGAAUGAAAAAUCAAAGGUUAGUAAAUUGCAUCAUGCAGUGUUUCCCCUAGGAAUUUUUCCAGCUGUGGUGGUGGUGGGUGGGGGAUUAUGACACGUCUCACAUUUAUGUUAAUAUUGUUUUAUUUGAUGCACUCCACUUUGAUCAGCACCAAUCCAGCAACUGCUGCAUUUUAAUAACUAGUAUUAAAGGUGAAUACUCCAGUAUUGGCACAAGAAUAACUUUUGUUUUAAACGCUCAGUGACACAAUUUG